Stylophora pistillata is the source of this 2468-nucleotide messenger RNA. RefSeq names its product tyrosine-protein kinase receptor Tie-1-like. Gene Ontology annotation, molecular function: protein binding; transmembrane receptor protein tyrosine kinase activity; ATP binding. Gene Ontology annotation, cellular component: signaling receptor complex; plasma membrane. Gene Ontology annotation, biological process: protein phosphorylation; cell surface receptor protein tyrosine kinase signaling pathway; positive regulation of kinase activity. The record is from RefSeq and is a predicted model, not a curated record. Lineage: Eukaryota; Metazoa; Cnidaria; Anthozoa; Scleractinia; Pocilloporidae.
CUGAAUUGAAGGAAUCCGUUUCUUUAUCGAAGCUGUACUUAAGAUAUUGAAGUGCAUGAUGCAUAAGGUCCAGGUAAUCUUUGAUUGCUUUGUGACAGUGGUCGUAUUCAUUCCUGUAGCAGCUGCAGAAGCAGAUCUCCAGUUUACAAUGACGCCUUCUAAUCCAACCUAUGUUAAUCAUGGAAGCACUGCAAAACUGGUGUGGGGCUACAGUGACUCAAACAAUGAGCUUCAAGCCAUUAUCUUUAGUGUGGAGGUGGAUGGUAUUAGAGAAAAAGGAUUUAAACGAAUGAUGGUUAAAAGAAAUGGCGUUGUUCAGGGACAUCCAGAUUUACCUCCUGUUUAUAAAGGGAGAGUCAGGAUUGAAGGAAUUGCCACCUUAGUCAUUGAGAACAUAACCACCCUAGACAACACUCGGUUUAGAUGUCAGUUGAUUGGCUCCAAACGCGAUAGGAAAAGUCUCGUUCAGCUUAUUGUGGCGGCUACUUUAAACUUCAUCUCCCCAUAUACUGGAAGGGGUAUAACUACAAGAGUUGGUUCGUCCCUCAACUUUUCAUGGAUCUUCAAAGCUGUAAACGGCUUUAGUUACAUUCGUUUUGGCAUCUUGACUUCCCUUAGUCAAAGAGAUAUUGACAGUAAUAACGUACUAGUAUGGAUAGAAAAUGAUGGUACCGUCUUCAUAAAGGCCAGACAUGUUGCUGGCUGUUGGAAUAACAAGACAGAUCCUGGUCAGGUGACAUUUACCAUGAGUUCAAUUCAAGCACAAAAUGGCGGACCGUUUGGUUGUCAAAUUAUGCCUAGAUUCCUCCAUUUGAGGUCGAUCUUAGACCCGGUAAACUUGGUUGUCAUUGAAGCAGAAGUUCAGUUUACAAAAAGGCCUUCUAGUCCAACCUACGUUAAGAAUGGAAGCACAGCCAAACUGGUGUGGGACUACAUCGACCCAAACAAUGAUUUCGAUGGUAUUAUCUUUAGCGUUUUAGUGGAUGGAAAUCAAGGUAAAGAGUUUAAACCAAUGCUGUACAAACAGUAUGGUGUUAUUGCAAACCAUUCAAGCAUACCUGCUCUUUACCAAGGAAGGGUCAGGAUGGAAGGAAAUGCUACACUAGUUAUUGAGAAGAUAACACCGAAAGACAACACUGAAUUUAGAUGUGAAAUAUUUGGUGAACUUUCAAAGAGAAGCACUAUUCAGCUUAUCGUGGCAGAACCACCAAAGAUAAGUCUGUCAUCAGUGCAGGGAAUUUAUCGAGAGGGAUCCUUCGUUAAUGUCAAUUGCACAGCAUCCGGAGUUCCAGAACCAGCUGUUACUUGGAUCAGAGACAGAACAGUGAUAAGUUCAGGGAAGGGAGUUGCACUUUUGAAGUUCAACAGCCUAAGAAGAACGGAUGAAGGAUGGUAUUUAUGUAAAGCAAGCAACACUGCUGAUACCAUAACCAAUUCCACUGUAAUCCUGGUCUACUACCCUCCAACCAUACAAAUUGUGACUACUUCAUCCGGUUAUUCUGGUAUUGGUCAGAAGGUGACUUUGAAGUGUCUUUCAGACGGUAUUCCCACACCAACACUCACCUGGUACAAACCAAAUGAAAAAGAAAUACACAGAAUCAGAGCCAGAGAAAACAAAGCAGAAGUGACGCUUAGGGAAGAUCAAGAUUUUGGUGACUACAAGUGCAUUGCUGUCAAUGGACUGAGUCCGUCUGACGAAAGAAUUGUCAAAAUAACACAGAUAAAAAAACCAGGUGCACCAUCCAUAGUAUCAUCAGAAGAAAGUAUUCAAGCCAGUUCACUAACAGUACGAUGGACUGCACCAGCUGAUGAUGGAGGGAGUCCUAUCACAGGAUACAUGGUCAUUAUACUAAAGGGUGACGCUGAGAUGAAAAGUGUUAAUAUUACCGAUCCUGGUAAAACAAGUUAUACUUUUGGUGGUUUGAAGAGAGAUACAAGCUAUGCGGUAAAAGUGUUUGCAAGGAAUGUUAUGUUUGAAGGAGAUCCUGUUGUAACCAUGGUGAAGACAAAGUUUGAAGGUCCCCCAGCAGCAGUGGAAAUAUAUGGCCGGCCCAGAGAAACAACAGAUGGUGAAAUCACCUUGAAGUGGAGGGAGCCAGAAGAUAAUGGAAGAAAAAUUACACAGUACACUGUGUACCAAAGAUUAGUGACUGACGGGAAAGUAGGAGAGUGGACAGUCGUAAGGAAAAUCAGGGAAGUUUCAAUUAAUAAAUUGACGGUCAAGUUAGAGAGAGGCAAGGUGUAUGAAUUUACAAUCACUGCCACAAAUGAACUUGGUGAAAGUUUGGUCGAAGAGACGAUGGUCAAAAGAGUUAAAGUUGUAGAUCUACAAAACAACAACCAGAGAGGCAAUGAUGAUAUUGAUCAGCUCAAGAAGAAUGCAAGUGCUCAUGUCGUGACGUCAUGUAUAUAUCCAUAGUUGGAGUGCUUGUCUUAGUAAUCCUUGUGUUGUUCAAUUACAUUAUCUG